AUGGCUCACGCACACGGAGGAUACUGGGAUCCCAACUCUGUCGGCGAUUACACUCAUACACCACCUGCUGUACCUCACCAAGCACACGGAGGUGCAUAUACCCCGGGAAGCUCUGUUGUGUCCUACCAAAACCAACCAUACCCCCAUCCUCACCAACAACAAGUCUCUCCAUCUACAAGUCCCCUCUCAGCACAAUCAACUAGCUACAUAACCUCCCCUAUCUCACAGCAUCAAACUCAAACCACGAUGCAGUACCAACAGCAGCCCAUGGCCCACUAUGGCCAAGGUCAACAAGGCGUUAUCUAUCAACAACAGGGUUCGAGCAGCGGUCAGCAGGACGGGCCAAUGCAGAACAAAGUUGCCAGUGUCCCUGUAACUACCACUCGUCGUCUCACAACCACCAACAGCAACCAAGAUGAGAAAGAACGAGCUGAAAAGGAAUUCCCCGUCACACUCAAAGGAAGCAAACACUUCUUCGAAUCCCGCUCCAUCUACCGCUGGCGCAACCCUGUUCUCUACCAAAAGCCUGGCUACAACUUCACCAACAACGAGGUCAAGAUACGACACCGUGACUACGCAGGUCGGGUCUCCUUCAAGCCUCGCUCCGAUCGCUAUCUUCACCACAACGAUGGUUACCUCCGUAACAUGUACGUCGCAUGCGUGGACGACAUUUAUGAAGGUCCGGGUACGUCUACCUGGAAGAGAACAUAUGUUCGUAAGGUUGCACCUAUGAAGGUGCGCAUUGCGACAUGGAUCAUUGACUUUAGCUAUGAUCCUCAGAGUUGGGGAGAUUGGGGAAUUAUGGUGUUGAGGACGUUGCCUGCUGCUAUUGCUAUGGCUCUUGUUUUCUGGGAUGGUAAACCAACUGUCAUUCAUCGAAGCCUUUGCUACGCCCCUGUUCUUUACAGAUAUCAUGGCGAUGCCAAGGUCUGGAGCAACCUUCUCGAGAACCGUAAGGGUCUCUCCCUCAUGGCACGUAACAAUGCCGUCUAUCGCAUGCUACGACCUCGCUAUCUGUGCUUCCUCCGUGAAGCCUUCAACGAUGAGAACAGAGGAGUCGAUGUCCGCAGCGUCGAAGAGUGGGAGAACAGCGAUGGCCAAGAUGUCAACCUUUCUUAUCUCUUUGUCGCUUACUCGACUGAGCACUUCAGCCAUAGCUCUCAGGAGGAUAUGAUGGCUCUUCAUCACAUUGCUGAGACUGCUUGUCGUGCUGCGAAGUUGCCUGCGUAUUGGAUUGCUUGCAGCUGUAUGCGCGACGAGAAAGAACUUGAGUCUGAUGUUUACCGCAUCUCAGAUGUUCUUCGUGGCUCAGACAGAAUGGUCAUCGCCGUCGGAAGAGGCAAGCACUCUCAGCCCGGCUCCUCAGGUAAAGCCAACACAGAAUCUCUCCUCCGCGAAUGGGGUAGCAGAAUGUGGACUUUCCCAGAAGUUCUCCUCAGCCCAGGUCGUACCAUCUCGGUCUACACCCGCGAUGGCAACCUCCAGUCUCCCCUAGUCGUGGCUAAGAACCAGUUCGCUGCUCAAGUCUGGACAUACAUGGAACCUGAUGUGGCUCGUCACCUUAUCGACCACUACCUUGGCAGCAUCAGCCUUAGUCAUCUUGAACAGGCUGUUCUGGCAUUGAAGUGUCUUUAUAGUCGCCGUACCACGGAGUAUCUCCCAGGUGACCAGGCCUACGCUCUUAUGGGACUCUUGAGACUUCGACCACAGAUUGAUCGAACAGACACUGCCUUCCAGGCUUUCUCACGACUAUCUCUGGCCAACGACUCUGAUGGACUCCUCGAGAGAUACAUUUGUACUCUGCCCCUGACAAAGGAACAGCCAUGGUACGACAUGACAGAUGCCUACGAGUCCUCCCUUUGGGACAUCACACCAUACUGUCAAGUCGCUGGUAUCGCUGAUAACGACACCAUCAUCAUUGACGGCGCAUGGGGCAUCUCCAUUCGCUGGAAGACCUUCUAUCCAGUUUACUGGUCCACCGGUCCCUCUUGGAAGAGAUGGUUCUCGGCCAUUGCAGUAGAAUGGAACGGAGCAUUCUUCAUUGCCGCAAUUGCACUCAUCGCAAGUGGAGCUUCUGCCAAUACCUCUACUACUGUCAGUGAUGGCUUCACCACCACGACUUACACUAGCAACGCUGGCACAGCUAUGAUCAUUCCUGGUGUCAUGUUCCUUCUCCUCUUCCUGUACAUCUGGCUUAUUACACCAAACUUGGUCCGUGUUAUCUACGGUGGAAAGUUUGCUGACACUCAAGCUGAAAUGUUUGGCUUUGAGGGCCAUCUUAACGCACCAACCAUUGAGCGCGCCAUCUUUGGUGGUAACUUUGGUCGUUUCUCCUGGACCACCAAUGGCAGUCCCCUGAGUCGCAGUGUCGUCAACGAAUUCGGCGAACGGGUCGGCAUCGAUCCUUGCAAAGACCCCGAAAUCAGAAUGAAGGUUGAGACAGCCAAACAAGCUCGCCCCGGUGACGUGAGGAUCUUCACUCUGGUUGAUACGUAUAACAUGGAGUUGACCCUCUUCGAGGCUGUCAGACCACCCGUAACUCUCAUGUUCUGCGCCACUGAAGGUGGUAUGCAACGAGCUAUUGGAUGCUCUUAUGAGUGGGAGACUCAAACUAUGUUCCGUGAGACUGUCUUGAGGAUGCCUACAACUGCUUUGAACCGCAUGGAUCGUGUUCCUCGGUUCCGUAUGGGUAUUCAGCGACCUGUAUAUCCAUCUGCUCCGAUCACAGGCGCCGUUUAA
Molecule: messenger RNA, 2739 nt
Organism: Fusarium coffeatum
Lineage: Eukaryota; Fungi; Ascomycota; Sordariomycetes; Hypocreales; Nectriaceae
Exons: 10
Coding region: 1-2739 (912 amino acids)
Source: RefSeq, a predicted model, not a curated record